Ceutorhynchus assimilis (cabbage seed weevil) is the source of this 1053-nucleotide messenger RNA. NCBI's taxonomy places the organism in Eukaryota, Metazoa, Arthropoda, Insecta, Coleoptera, Curculionidae. The record is from the annotation of a GenBank genome assembly.
GAAAUAUAUGACAUAUUUUCAAAAUUUGGAUCAAAAUUCAAAAUAUCAAAAAAUGGAAAUUUGGAAAAAAAUUAAAAUUAGUCAAGUGAAUAUCGCGCAUAUUGUUAAUAAUUGAUUUGAAUGAAUAACUUUUUGAGACAAACAUUUCUGAGAAUAUUUGCUAGCAUUCCAAAAAAAAAGCCAAAAAUCAUGAAGAAUUUAGCAGUAUUCGAUUUUGACCAUACCAUAAUUGAUGACAAUUCUGACACUGCUGUAAUGAAAUUGGUAGAUAAAAGCAAAUUCAGUCCACAACUAAAAGAAUUACAUAAGGAAGAAGGAUGGACAGCGUUUAUGCAGGGAGUUUUCGAUGUGCUUCAUGAAAACCGCAAAACAGAAUUGGACAUUUCCAAAUUAAUUGAAAAUAUCUCAGAAGUUAGUGGCGUUAAAAAUCUUAUCAUUGAACUGCACGACAACAUGGAUUAUGAUGUAAUAAUAAUUAGUGAUUCUAAUACAUAUUUCAUUGAGCACUGGCUCCAACAAAAUAAUUUAUCUUCGAAAAUAUUAAAAGUUUUUUCUAAUCCCGCGGAAUUUGACCAGAAUGGUCUUUUGAAAGUAGAAAUGUACCACAUUCAAGACUCUUGCAAACUUAGUACAAGGAAUAUGUGCAAGGGAAUGAUCAUGGAAGAUUUUAUCAAGGCCCAAAGCAAACUAGGAAUUAUUUAUAACAAAAUUGCCUAUGUUGGAGAUGGACAAAAUGAUUUUUGCCCUAUUUUAAGACUGAAUGACAACGGGAUAGCUUGUUGUAGGGACAAUUUCAAGUGUGUGGAGCUUGUCAAGAAAGCACAAAAGGAUUGUCCCAUAAACGAGAAUGAUAAAACAAAAUAUAAGAUUAAAGCUCAGUUAUGUGUUUGGCAAAAUGGUCAAGAUAUUUUAGAUUUUUUGAGAAAAUCAAUUUGAUAAUAAACUGCUAUGAUAUUUUAUUUUCUGUGAUAAUAAAUGUCCUAUUCGAAUAAUUUCAAUUCAAUUCAAUUUAUUCAUCAGCAAAUACCUAUUGAAAAUCAUUUACAAUAAGUU